This is a messenger RNA of Mesorhabditis belari, 396 nucleotides long. NCBI's taxonomy places the organism in Eukaryota, Metazoa, Nematoda, Chromadorea, Rhabditida, Rhabditidae. The record is from the annotation of a GenBank genome assembly.
AUGAUCUCUCGUCGCCGCGUUCACAUCGCCGUGGGAAUUUUGGCAAAUGGUCGCCCAUCGGCUUUAAACUGUUCUUUGAGAACCUGUAAACAAAAAAAAAAAAAGAGGAAGAAAAAGACGAUUAGAAGAGGAGUCAAUGGUUUUCAGUGCCUGAGAUGUUCGAUAUUGGAAAAUGUCGCCAUCUCCGACAAAUAUUCUGCAACGGAUUAUUCGGAGAAAUUCAAGGAGAUCAUGAAAAGUGCCAAACCGUUUCCCCAUAUCUCACUUCGAAAUUUCAUUGAUAACUCGUCGAACUUUGUGGAACAAUUAGAAACAGAACUACAAGAGUUCCCAAAUUAUGGACGAAAAGCAAAACGAUCUCUACCUACUCGUAUCAAAACGACCGAUUUCAAGAAA